Molecule: messenger RNA, 1681 nt
Organism: Triplophysa rosa
Lineage: Eukaryota; Metazoa; Chordata; Actinopteri; Cypriniformes; Nemacheilidae
Product: carbonic anhydrase 4-like
Exons: 8
Coding region: 36-1010 (324 amino acids)
Cellular component (GO): plasma membrane
Molecular function (GO): carbonate dehydratase activity; zinc ion binding
Source: RefSeq, a predicted model, not a curated record
UGGCCUGUCUGUAUACAGAUAUAUUAAAGCAUAAGAUGACAUCAGACUCUCAGAGGGUCACAUUUGCUUUCAUCGCUGGAAUCACAGGACAGUCAGUCACAAUGAAGAGUCUGAUUUCACUUUAUCUUCUGUCAUUCCUUCUGCAUUUAUCCAGCAGUGCAGAUUGGUGCUACCAGACAAAAGGGAGCUGUAAAGGUCCAGAGAACUGGAAGGAUAUAAACGCAGAAUGUGGAAGUAACAGACAAUCGCCCAUCAAUAUAGUGACAAAGUUAACCCAACUGGACAAGAGUCUGACGCCUUUCAAUGUUACUGGCUACAAGACCGUAUUCGACAGCACCGUCAAGAAAAACAAUUACACUAUUGAGGUCGCUAUAAACACCACAGCUACAAUAUCCGGCGGAAACCUGGAAGACACGUAUAAGGCCGUUCAGUUUCACCUCCACUGGGGCGCAAAUGGAGUUAUGGGCUCUGAACACACCAUCGAUGGAGAACAGUAUCCUAUGGAGCUUCACAUUGUACAUAUAAAACAAAAAUACAAUAGUCUACAAGAGGCUUUCGGAGAUCCAUUUGGUCUUGCAGCGUUUGGAUUCUUCUUCGAGGAGUCAAACAGCACCAACAAAAAUUUCGACAAUCUCAUAGAUGUCCUGGGGAGCAUACAGAACAAGAGUGGAAGUGUGUCCAUUCGUAACAUCUCAGCCAGCCAGCUCGUUCUGCCGGAGGGGAACCUGGCCAGCUAUUACCGUUACAACGGCUCUCUGACCAUACCCAACUGCAGUGAAUCUGUGAUCUGGACUGUCUUUGAAAAGCCCAUUCCUCUUAGCAAACAACAGCUUCUGUUUUUUUCUUCUCUGAAACUCGAUGACGGGACACCAAUGGUUGCGACAUUCCGACCCGUACAGCCUCGUAGAGGACGUGCAGUUUAUCGGUCGAGCGGUCCGGCGGUCCUGGCCAGCGCGGUGCUUCUCUUCGUCUCCAUCACUACAACAUUCAGUCUGUCCCAUCUAUACUAAAGCAUCCCAACCCAGACUGAACACAAUGAGUUCUCAACCAAACAACAGACCAACAUGAGAUCAAAUAAAAUAUAUUUUUACAUUUAUGCUACAUAAGUGUUAUUCUACAUUUUGGCUGAUCUUUCUAAUACUAUGUGGAAAAUAUCAAUAAGUUAUAAGCGACUCUAAACUUUCAAAUGGUAGUGAACAUAAUUAACCUAUAAAUGAAAACAUUUACGCACCAUCAUGCCUUUUCGAAAGAAGGGACAUCUUACAGUAUUUUUCCAUAUGAUGUUGAUGUUAAACACAGCUGAUUUCUUUGUACACUUCUUAUACUCACAAAACAAUUUUUCAACAACAAACAAUGUUGCAGGUCCUUUGUGAGGAUACAUGAUUUGUGUUUUUGAAGGUCUCAUGUGCAUUAAACAAUAAUCGCACUGUAGCAGAAUAAGAAUAUGUGAUUGUAAGAUGUACUUUAUUUAAUCAAGUUAACACUACACCAUUUUCUCAACAAUUUACUUAAUUUGUUUAAUCAACUAACAUUAGUGUUAAAGUAACAUUAGCGAAACUGGGCAUUUCCCAGCAUGCCUCCCAGCAAUUCCCAUGGCAAUUCCCAUCGAAUUGCUUGUUCCAAAUUUGGUUCUUUGUGAAAAUAAAAAAUACAUUGAACCUGGAAUAGGUUGAAGGUUUUU